Molecule: messenger RNA, 624 nt
Organism: Penicillium canariense
Lineage: Eukaryota; Fungi; Ascomycota; Eurotiomycetes; Eurotiales; Aspergillaceae
Exons: 1
Coding region: 1-624 (207 amino acids)
Source: RefSeq, a predicted model, not a curated record
AUGCAGUACAAGGCGCUUGCUACUCUCCUGUUCGCCACUGCAGCCCUCACUGCCCCGGCUUCUGAGACCGAUGCCAGCAGCGGCGACUUCUACGAUGAUAUCCUCCUUCCUCUUGAGACCGAGUCGAUCCCCCCCAGUAUCCUGUCGGUCAUUGAGACUGCCGUUCCCACCACCUGGUAUGAGGCCAUUGAGACAAACUCUGCCUUCCAGUCAUCGGUGAUCGACGACCUCCUCCACAGCACCUACCCGGCCUGGUACAACAGCCUCCCCGAUAGUGUGAAGUCGUGGGCCACCUCCGAGGUCGAGGCCGAGGUCUCGGUGCUGUCCAGUUACUUCGGUACCUUGCCCACUGUGACCCCCAGCUCCGGCUCCAGCUCGGGUGCUAGCAGCUCGGGUGCCUCGUCUACUCCUCUCUCUACCAGUGGCACCUCGAGUUCUACUCCCUUAACCUUGACCUCCACCGCUACCAAGACCACGUCGGCUUCUGGCAGCGCCUCCACCUCGAGCUCGGCUUCUGGCUCUGGAACUUCUACCUCCACUGCUGGUGCCCCCGCCGCCACGGGUGGUAUCGCUCUGAGCCUUGCUGGGGCUGCCGGUGUUCUGGGUCUGGCCCUUGCUCUGUAG